AUGGGUCACCAACAACUCUACUGGAGCCAUCCAAAAAAAUUCAGCCAGGGUUCUCGUUCUUGCUGUGUCUGCUCAAACUGGCAUGGUCUGAUCCGGAAAAACGGCCUGAAUGGGUGCCGCCAGUGUUUCUGUCGGUACGCGAAGAACAUCGGCUUCAUUAAGCUGGACUAA
Molecule: messenger RNA, 171 nt
Organism: Molossus molossus (Pallas's mastiff bat)
Lineage: Eukaryota; Metazoa; Chordata; Mammalia; Chiroptera; Molossidae
Product: 40S ribosomal protein S29-like
Exons: 1
Coding region: 1-171 (56 amino acids)
Biological process (GO): translation
Cellular component (GO): cytosolic small ribosomal subunit; ribosome
Molecular function (GO): structural constituent of ribosome; zinc ion binding
Source: RefSeq, a predicted model, not a curated record